CCAAAAUGUCACAUUUGGAAAAAAAACAUCGUUCAUUUUGUUGAACUUGAAAAUCUGCCUGCUUUUAGAAAUUAUUUGGCACUUGGUACCAUAGAAACCAUUAAACAAAAUGACUAAAAAAUCAAUAUCGCUGGAAAUAGACCCUUCAAUAAUGGAGAAGAAUAUGAGAAUUGUGAGAGACAAUCCUAUGGAAGAAGAGUUCAACAAACUGCUUGCUACAGUGGAUCCAUUGCCGUAUAAGACUGUGAAACCAACACCAGGUUACUGUGUAAAAACAUUCUCAAAACCAGACAACAAGAAAGUUUUUGUUAACAUAUGUACUGCAGACUCCAUACCCAGUCCGAGAGACAUCAGUAAUGAUGAGUUGAUGCGAAUACUGAAUUCGGAAGAUCCUUCCAGCUAUAGAGUGCCCAUGAGCAUUGGGGAAGGGAGAACUGAGCAAGAUAAGUCUGGGGCACCAGCAACAGUAUAUGAUAUAGCCAUUAACCCUGAAUUUUAUAAGAAAACAGAGAAAGAUGAAUUGUGGCGGACCUUCUUUCUCACCAUAGUCUUUGAAGGUUUGCAGGAUAAAUACCAGUUCGAGUUAGAUAUGCUAAAAUUCACAGUCCUGAAAAAUAGAAAGUCAAUUGGUACUCUGCAGUCUCACAACAUUCAGAUGAGAGAUAUCCAACAGUGCGAGGAGAAGAUUAAGUCCCCCCUCAUUGAGGAAAUUGAUGCUUCCAAAAUAUCUGCCAAAAAGAGAGAGCUUAUUUAUAGACUGAGAAGAGAACCCCCUACUGGGGAAAUAGAAUAUUUACUAGCUGAAUUUAAAAUACCUGCCUCUGUUGAACUUAAGGAUCUCAAUUUAGAAGUUGGUGAAGAUCGCCUGGUUCUAGACUCAAAGGGCAUGUUUGAGAUAGUUGACUUCUUCUUACCCUGCAGUGUUGACCAGGACAUUAUUGAUGCAAAGCUGAAUAGGAAUGAUGAUAUGCUGUUGGUGAAAAUGCCUGUUAUUCAAUAAAAACAAUGUCUAGCCGCUGUGUUUGGAAAAGAUUCUAAUAAUUGAGCCUUAAUAAAAAUUAUGCAAAGAUA
Molecule: messenger RNA, 1071 nt
Organism: Ostrinia furnacalis (Asian corn borer)
Lineage: Eukaryota; Metazoa; Arthropoda; Insecta; Lepidoptera; Crambidae
Product: PIH1 domain-containing protein 1
Exons: 5
Coding region: 110-1000 (296 amino acids)
Biological process (GO): box C/D snoRNP assembly; rRNA processing
Cellular component (GO): cytoplasm; R2TP complex; ribonucleoprotein complex
Source: RefSeq, a predicted model, not a curated record